AUGAACGAGUGGAUGGAGGUGAACGGCUCCUUUCAGGAUAAGGAUUCAUUGGCCCAAGGCACGGUCCCUAACUUUAAGACGAAACGGAAACGAGCAAACCAGAAGGAGGGAGGAAUGCUCGAGCUGGCGUGCGGCUACAUUUACCCCGGGAUGAUGGCCGACGAGAACAAACGCCAGCUUGUCCGCCGUCACUUCCAGUCAUUCUUUGCACGUCCGAUCCUCCUGCACUACAAUAUGGAACCGAUUACGACCGAGGCCGGAACACCAGACAUCCAGAAGACCGAUCGAUACGCCUCGUUCGUGCCGAUGCCCACCGAGCCCGCGGGCCACCACCGCCGCCACCACUGCCACCACUCCUGGAGCUCCCGCAAGGACUCCGCCAAGAGAACCGGCAGCGUCGUGGCCCGAAAGCGCCACAAGGGCCCAGUGGCUAUCUGGCCUGUUGUCGCCCCGAUGAGAAUAACAUCGAUGUCAACGCCAAAAACGAGGAUGGGUUGA
Anthostomella pinea is the source of this 498-nucleotide messenger RNA. The record is from the annotation of a GenBank genome assembly. Lineage: Eukaryota; Fungi; Ascomycota; Sordariomycetes; Xylariales; Xylariaceae.